UUAGGGUUUUAUGUAUUAUCACCAAAACCUACAUUUUCAAAGUUUUUGGGUCAAGCAAAGCGAGUAUUACAGGUUGAGUUGCAUUUCAGUCUCUCCCUGGGGUUGCGGCGUCUACAAAAUUCGGAGAGAUGGGUUUUUCGAAAGGGCAACUUUUUGAACGCUUACAGGCUCAACAGAUAAAAUUUUCGCAGUAUGAGCAUCCUGUAGUGAUGACUGUUGAAGCCCAGGCCAAGUAUGUUGGACAUAUGAAAGGUGGAUUGAGUAAAAACUUAUUCCUAAAGGAUAAGAAGCACAGAUUUUAUAUUGUUUCAGCCUUGGCUGAUACCACAGUAGACCUAAAAGUUCUAUCUCAAAGGCUUGGGCUUGGAAAAGGAGGGGUGAGAAUGGCACCUGAAGAAGCAGUUGGAGAAAUACUUCAGGUGCCUCUAGGGUGUGUUACUCCAUUUGCACUUGUGAAUGAGUCAGCUAAGAAUGUUUCGUUGUUGUUGGAUCAAGGUUUCAAAACUCAGGAGUGCUGCUUCUUCCAUCCACUCUCCAACGAUACAACCAUCUCCCUUCACAUAAAGGAUCUUGACAGGUUUCUCAAGUCAGUAGGAAGAAUGGUUGCCUAUGUUGAUCUUGAGGCUAAUCCUUCUGUUGGGAAGGAUCAACCUCCGGAUUUAGCUGCUUUAGUUCCAUCUGACAACACUUCACGCAUAACAGAUGUUAUGGAAAAAACAGCUUCUUUGAAGAUUGACAGCAACCCAGUCUCUGCUACUGCCAAAGCAUCAAAGGUUUCCAAGAAGGAGAAAAUGGUGAAUACUGCAAACUCUUUUGCUGAUCCUGAAAAGUUUAUUCAAGAGAUAGUAGAGAAAGCAUCAGCCAUUGUUCUUUCCGAGAUGAAGGACGAAAACAUUAAGCAACAUGGCAAUGGGGAACAACUUGGUGGUGUGGUAUCCAGCCAUCUAAAGAAGAAUCUUAGCUUGGAAUUGAAAAAUCUAGCUACGAUGUUUAAAAAUACAGCCUACACAGAAGGCUUUGUUGCUGGUACCCGCUGCCCAGCCAAAAGGUGAAGGAAAUUGUUUGUCAAAUCAUGGAUGGGAAUUCGGAUGCUACACUAUUAUUAUUAUUUUUUCUUUAUACGUUUUUGAGGAUUUAUUGCAACUGCAGUUGGUUGUUUGUUUUUGAGCAUGAGACGCUGCAAUUGUUGUGUGAUGUGAGGGACACCAAGAAUCCUGGUAUUGGAAACUAGAAUGUUUACUUAGUAUUGUACCUUAGUUGCAUCUACUUCCAUUAUCUAUCUACAUCUUAUAUUCAUCCCCAAA
Messenger RNA from Lactuca sativa (garden lettuce), 1304 nucleotides. Its product is annotated as YbaK/aminoacyl-tRNA synthetase-associated domain-containing protein. Gene Ontology annotation, molecular function: aminoacyl-tRNA deacylase activity. Lineage: Eukaryota; Viridiplantae; Streptophyta; Magnoliopsida; Asterales; Asteraceae. The record is from RefSeq and is a predicted model, not a curated record.